AUGGACUGGAUACACAUCUACAUUGUCGGCGCGGCCUUCUUGGUCUUUGGUCUCAUUGGCCUCGUGCUCCUUAUUUCAUCCCAGAAGGUCAAGCUCGACUUUGACCAUGGAGCUCUCUCGUACGUCAAGUUCUUCUGGGCGAGCUUUCUCAAACCGCAUGAUCGAAGUGCAGAGGGCCAACAAGGUGCCCUGGAAAGUUUCUACAAGGCUCAGGCUUCCGUGUACGAUGCGACCCGUCAUCGACUGCUCCGAGGCCGGGAAGAUAUGUUGGGUCUGGUCGCCGCUCAAUUGAAGUACAAGGUGGAGAACAGAGAUAUCAAGGCCGGCAAAGCAGUUUGGGUAGAUGUUGGUGGUGGUACUGGAUAUAACAUCGAGGCCAUGUCUGCUUAUCUUCCUGUGGACAAAUUUUUUGAUCAGGUCUACCUUGUCGAUCUUUCUCCCUCCCUCUGCGAGGUGGCUCGCCAGCGUUUCGAGCGUCUAGGUUGGAAGAAUGUCACUGUCCUAUGCCAGGAUGCUCGAUCCUUCCGCCUGCCCGAGAGACAGGUGGAUCCCAAAUCGUCCAACAGCGCCACGACAGACCGUGCCGACCUGAUGACAAUGAGCUACAGUUUGUCAAUGAUUCCUGACUACUACAGCGUUGUCGAUUCAUUGACGUCUCGAUUGAAGCCAACUGGUCUGCUUGGUGUCUGCGAUUUCUAUGUCCAAAAUAUCGUCGACGUCUCUUGUCGAAACUACACUGGCGGUGCCUUCAACCGUCACGUGAACUGGCUGAGCCGAGCUUUUUGGCGUGCCUGGUUUGACUUUGAUCGCGUGAACUUGGAAGCGGCUCGUCGCGACUACUUGGAGUACAAGUUCGGAACAGUCAUCUCGGCAAGCGAGCGAAACUACGCUCUCGGCGGAAUUCCCUACUACAUUUUUGUGGGCUGCCCAAAAGAGAUUGCAUCUGCCCCGUCCAGCCACGCCACCAUUGAGAAGCUCGAUGCUUCUUUCACCGAGUCUCCCUAUCUGCACCCCACAACUCACCAGCAAGAAGCCUCUCAGGCCGUCGAAAAGAGUACGAGCGAGAUUCGAUCCAAGGCAUAUGAGUCGGCCGUGGUCAAUCUGAGCGCCAACUUGCCCCUGCCCUCCUCCUUCUACCAAAACCACCACUACCGCAUUCACUACAAUGACAUGCUUUCGAAGCACACCCAAUUCAAGAAUGAGUAUAUCUACGCUUUCACUUGGGAGGACCCGCGUGUUGACCACCGCCUCUUGAACAUUGGCCCGGAUGAUGUUAUUUUGGCCAUCACGAGUGCUGGCGACAACAUCCUGGACUAUCUCCAGAAGAAUCCUCGCCGGGUGCAUGCCGUUGACCUCAACCCCAAUCAGAAUCACCUUCUGGAGCUCAAGGUAGCCAGCUACAUGGCGCUGGGUCAUCGGGACAUGUGGAAAAUCUUUGGCGAAGGAAAACACCCCCAAUUCCGCGAACUUCUCAUUUCCAAACUCAGCCCUCAUCUGUCCAGUCAGGCAUUCCAGUACUGGACAGAACACGCCCACGUCUUCACUUCCAGAUUCGGUCGCGGACUCUACGAGACUGGAGGAUCCCGCCACGCGAUCCGCAUGGUCCGCUACCUGUUUAACAUGUUCGGGCUACAAGGAGAGGUGGAGAAGAUGUGUUCCGCGCAAACUCUGGCUGAACAACGGGAAAUCUGGCCGCGCAUUCGGCGCAUUCUCCUCAGCAAGCCCUUGAACUGGGCCAUCGUUAGCACCGAAUGGUUUGCCUGGAAAGCGGCAGGUGUGCCACGGAAUCAGCGAAACAUGAUUGUCGAUGACUUUUUCCGCCGCAAUGGAUUGACAACGGAAAUGAAGCAGGGCAAGGACAUCAGUGGGCAGUCGAUUUGGGAAUACGUGGUGGACACACUAGACCCGGUGGUCAAUGAGACUCUGAUCAGCAACGACAAUUACUUCUAUUACCUUUGCAUGCAAGGUAAAUUCUCGCGCCGCUGCCACCCGACCUACUUAUCCCCACAAGCCCAUGUGAAGAUGUCCACACCAGGAGCCUUUGACGGUCUUCGAAUCCACACCGACGAGAUCAACGAGGUGAUCAACCGUAUCACCCCGGGUACACUCACCAUUGCCGUGGUUAUGGACUCAAUGGAUUGGUUCGACCCAGCCGGCGAUGCAGCCCCCGCACAAGCCCGCCGAUUCAACGCUGCUCUGAAAAAGGGCGGCCGUAUUCUUCUUCGCUCAGCCAGUAUCGACCCCUGGUACAUCAAACACUUCGAGCAGAAUGGAUUCUCUGCGCGUCGAGUCGGGGCCCGUUUCCCGGGUACUUGUAUUGACCGUGUCAACAUGUACGCCUCGACGUGGAUCUGCACCAAGACGGAAGACGUGGCUCGUCCCAAGAACGCACGUACCAUUUCUUCCUUGUCCCUGAGUGAUGCGACCGUCGGUAAGACGAGACGGUCAAGUAGUGUGGAAGAUUUACAGAUCUGA
Messenger RNA from Penicillium diatomitis, 2475 nucleotides. RefSeq names its product class I SAM-dependent methyltransferase. Lineage: Eukaryota; Fungi; Ascomycota; Eurotiomycetes; Eurotiales; Aspergillaceae. The record is from RefSeq and is a predicted model, not a curated record. Bases 1 to 2475 code for a protein of 824 amino acids. The transcript has 9 exons.